Messenger RNA from Stegostoma tigrinum, 3113 nucleotides. RefSeq names its product ceramide kinase (gene cerk). Gene Ontology annotation, molecular function: kinase activity. NCBI's taxonomy places the organism in Eukaryota, Metazoa, Chordata, Chondrichthyes, Orectolobiformes, Stegostomatidae. The transcript has 13 exons. The record is from RefSeq and is a predicted model, not a curated record. The coding region runs from base 179 to 1774 and encodes 531 amino acids.
GUCUGUUACGUGAUGACGGAAGCACGGUGGAUGAGGGAACUGCGAGCAGGUCGGCGAAGAACAACAGGGACGAUCGGCGGCGUUCGGGGAUGUCCGUUCCCUGACAGAGGAGCCGAGCCGGUGCUCGCAACUCCGCUCCACCAGCCCGCAACAUCGCAACCAUUGUUUGCCGCCGGCCAUGGAGGGGCCGUUGCCGCCACUGCUCCUUUCGCGUUUGUUAGUCGGUAACCAGCCGUUCGAAGUCACCUUGACCGAGACCGUUUUUUCUUGGCAGCCGCUCCGUCCGAAGAAAGCCUCGCCAGCCGGAACGGGGAGGCUUUUUGUGCCUGUUUGUGAUAUUGUUGCUGUUCGUGAAACUGAAGAAGAUGGAAUAAGUAAAGAAAGUGGAAGGUGGCAGAAGAUGCCUUCGUUUUCAACUGAGCUGACUUUGCAUGCAUUUACAGUAUAUCAUGUGCAGAGGUCAAAAAGACACCAUUGGGAGUGCAGUGGAGUGACCUUUUAUUGCUGUGACCACCUACUCUGUAACAAGUGGGUACAAGCACUUAAAGAACAGAUGGAUUUCCAAGCUAUGCGACCAAAGCAUUUAAUCGUAUUCAUUAAUCCUUUCGGAGGGAAACGAUUGGGAAAGCAAAUAUAUUACGAUAAAGUAGCGCCUCUUUUUCGAUUGGCUUGCAUCACUGCAGAAGUGAUUGUAACUGAACGAGCUAAUCAUGCUAGGGAUCAUUUGUUAGAAGCUGAUUUGGCGAAGUAUGAUGGGAUUGUUUCUGUUGGUGGUGAUGGGAUGUUCAGUGAGGUAAUGCAUGGUCUGAUCAGUCGAACGCAGAAGAAUUUGGGCAUUGAUGAAAAUUAUCCUAAAGCUGAACUAGUUCCAUGUGACUUGAGGAUUGGAAUUAUCCCGGCAGGUUCAACAGACUGUAUAUGCUAUGCAACAGUUGGAGUGAAUGACCCAAUCACAUCUGCCUUGCACAUUAUUGUUGGCGACUCUCAACCUAUUGACGUCAGUUCAGUUCAUCAUAAAAAUAUGUUUUUGAAGUAUUCAGUAUCUCUACUAGGAUAUGGAUUUUAUGGUGAUACAUUGAUUGAUAGUGAAAAGAAUCGUUGGAUGGGUCCAUCAAGAUACAAUUUUUCAGGUUUCAAGACCUUUCUAUCACACCAUUGCUAUGAGGGAGCAGUUUCUUUUUUACCUGCUACUGAAACACCUGGCAGUCCAAGAGAUCCAAGGCCAUGUACAGCUGGGUGUCAUAUCUGCAAAAACGGUGGCGAACAGGUGAAAAUAUUACAAAAAGCAGGGAACCUCAAAUGUAUUGAAGAAGAACAGCAACAGUGGAAAGUGAUUAAAGGAAAGUUUCUGGCUAUAAAUUCAAUGAAUAUGAGUUGUGCAUGUCCAAAGUCUCCCAAGGGUCUUUCACCAGCGGCACACCUGGCUGAUGGGACCAUUGACCUUAUUUUAGUCCACAAGUGUUCAAGAUUGAGUUUCCUGAGGCAUCUUAUCAGGCACACAAACAAUGAAGAUCAGUUUGACCACGCAUUUGUCGAGGUUCACCGAGUGAAGGAAUUCAAAUUUACACCCAAGUACUGUGAUGAAGAGGAUAGUGAUAUCCAGGAUGUUGGUAAAAACCUCUUUGGCCAGAUUUGUAGGGAUCAUCCCAGUUGCAGCUGUGCCCAGCUUCAGAGCAGUUGGAACUGUGACGGAGAGAUAAUUAAGCAUGCAGCCAUUGAAGUGAAGGUUCACUGCCAGCUGGUGAAGCUUUUUGUAAGAGGGAUAGAGGAAUAGCAGAACCUUUAAUGCAGAAGACGUUAGAAAUUCAUUUGUAAUUUAAUCAGAUUCCAAACUAUCUCAGGACUGCACAAACCAUUCAUGUAGAAGUUUAAAAUAGAUUAUUUAUGUUUUGAAACUUAUUGUGUAAUCUUGUGAUUAUAAAUUAAUUUACAUUAUUCAAUGUAGCCAGUAAUAUUUAUUACACAAAGUGUAAGCAUUAGAAGAAACAAGAAAUAACUAAUUUACUCCGGAGCUUCAGGAUUUCAAUUCUUCAAUUUUUAAUGUAAGAAUUACAUUUCAAAUGGAGAGUUUAUUUUUAUGGUGCAGUAUUUCAGGUGUAAAAGAUCUGAUUAACAAUGCCAUUGCUGUGUUGCAAGAAGAUCCAAUUUGUGCAUUAGCAGUGUAGUUUUAAAAAAUACAUUCUUUAGAAAGUGGAGCAGAGUUCCAGAGCACUUAUAAUCCUCUGCUUCAUAUUAAAUUGGAGUAAAUGUGAGUACUGAUUUACUGACUGCUGUCUAAAACUUAGACUGCAAAUUUCAUGAUUGUCUGUUUUCUGGCAUAUUCCUUUUGUAAUUGAAUUCUUUGAACUGAACUAGAUUUUUUUCAAUUUAUUUUACAGCACCUUGCAACCUACCAAUGCAGACUGUACUUUCUAAGCAAUGGUACAAAGAGGCUACAGUUUGAGAAUAAUUCUUUAUUUUAAUAACUGUUAGAAAAAUAUAUAUAAAUGUUGACUUAAGUAUUUUGAGUUUGUACAUAAAUAUAAAUAUAUAUUUAUUGUUGUAGCACAUGAAGCUAGCUUUUGUUUAGCUUAGUUUGUGUUCACUAUGUGAAUUGUAUGUAGGUAGCAGUGUUUAUGCACUAAUAGAUUAUAUCUUAAUAAACUUAAAGCAACAGUCAACAAUUUUCUUCUAUAUUUCAUGUUCCUACUGUAAGAAUGGUCAAUAGUUUUCUAUAGAUGGCGACAGAGUUGCUUCCUGCACUGAAGUUAUAGAUCUUUAUUUCUCCAACUAAGUAUUAAUUUUUUGUUUCAGUGACUUCUGUUUAUUUCAGAAUUAUUUGUCUGGAUUGUUUUUUGCAUGUAUUUUUCAAUAUGUGAUUCUCUGUAUUUUCCUCCUCGUCCUUCCAAAUUGUACAUAAUAAAAGUAGAGUAAAGAUAUCAUUCAUAGUCUUUACAGAUAUAUUACAGUGUGAUCUAUUUAAAUUGGUUGUGCCACACAGCAUUCCAUGAUUUUUUGAUGUAAACUGUUUAAAACUGACGUCCUAGGAUUAAGGAGCUGUCUUUCCUGGUGAUUGACUCAUCAGGCUAUUUCUAAUGACUUUCUAGACCAAAUAACUUUGGUAAUAUUGUCUG